AUGACCUCACUAAUAAAACGGUCUAACAUACCAACACGCAAGCAUACAAGCAGUGUUUUGUUUUUGUCAGUUAAACAUUUGUCGGUACUCUGGUUUUUUACAACUCUCAUACCUAGAGUUGACGCUUACAAACCUGCAUAUGACGAACUGUAUGAAGAUCUUGUGGAUUUCAUUGUGUCUGCUCUUCUCCCGCUCGGUCUGAUUUUCACUUUUAAACGCAAUCCCAUUGGUCUUUUGCCCAAUUUGAUUGAUGAUGUGAUAAUCCUUGGAGGUAUCCCAGAAACCUCAUCCAACAGUGCUUCUACUGAUCCUUCUACUGAUUCUUAUAAUAAUUUCUUCUCCCUAUGUUUGAAUUACGAAGACAACGAUCUAUCAGCUAAACCUCAAGAUACCCAAUGA
This is a messenger RNA of Ambispora gerdemannii, 399 nucleotides long. Lineage: Eukaryota; Fungi; Glomeromycota; Glomeromycetes; Archaeosporales; Ambisporaceae. The record is from the annotation of a GenBank genome assembly.